AUGAUAACACAAGCUGAACAUCUUCCAAAUGAAUUAUGGUUUAUAAUUUUCUCAUAUUUCGAAGCACAUGAUCUAGUUUAUACUUUUUUCAAAUUAAAUUAUCGUUUUACUCAAUUACUUUCUUCCAAUUAUUUAACAUUUUAUAUUCAAUUGAAUAAACAAAACUAUCGUUAUACUCCAUAUACUCCUACUCCUCGUUGGUUUAAUCGAAUAGUAAAUCGCAUUACUUGUCUACGAUCAACAAGUCAAAAUAAAUGUGGAUAUAUUCCUGAAUAUCUUCGUCAAAAUGCUCAAAAAUUCAUUCGAUUACAAUCAUUAACAAUUACAAUAAAUUCUCAACAAACAAAUAUUAUUUAUCGAAUUCUUCAUAAACUUCCUUCAUUAGAAUAUUUAUCGAUUACAUGUAAUAUUCAAGCAACUUUAUUAAAAAAUAUACUUAGUAUAUCUACUCUUCGUAUAUUUCAAUUACAUAUCAAAGAAUUCUUAUGGAAUAUUAUAAAUCCUUUACAUGUAAACAGUAAUAUUGAAAUAUUUUAUAUUCAUUUUUUAUAUGUAAUUGAUUAUCGAUUGGUAAAUUGUUUAUUGGCUAGUAUGUCAAAAUUAAAACAAUUGGAUAUUUCAAGUAAUCAUGAUUUAUGUAUUAGUUUAAAUAGAAAAUUUAAUGAUAUCAUAUUCAAUCUUUUACAACUUCGAACUAUUAAAUUUCAAGGAUCUGAACAUAUUUUAUGUAUUUUUUUAAAACAUUUACAAACAAAAAUACAUAAUCUACAACGUCUUCAUUUGAAUAUUAAAUGUCGAUUUUUUAAUGAAGAUUUUUUUCGAAAUUUAAUCUUUUAUUGGUAUCCAAUUUGGAAUAAAAUUGAAAAAGUUUAUUUUCGUGUUGAAGGAUAUAUUUUAAGUAAUGAUUCAAAACAAACAAAUCAAUAUAAAAAAAUAUUAACUAUAAAAAAUAAAGAAUUAAAUAAUUGUUUCAAAAUUCAAUGGAUACUACCCAAUUAUCAACUUAGUUUAAAUACUAUAUUAAUUAUUUCAAAAUAA
Molecule: messenger RNA, 1038 nt
Organism: Adineta steineri
Lineage: Eukaryota; Metazoa; Rotifera; Eurotatoria; Adinetida; Adinetidae
Source: the annotation of a GenBank genome assembly